Messenger RNA from Petromyzon marinus (sea lamprey), 7696 nucleotides. RefSeq names its product semaphorin-3D-like. Lineage: Eukaryota; Metazoa; Chordata; Hyperoartia; Petromyzontiformes; Petromyzontidae. The record is from RefSeq and is a predicted model, not a curated record. Gene Ontology annotation, biological process: semaphorin-plexin signaling pathway; negative chemotaxis; neural crest cell migration. Gene Ontology annotation, molecular function: chemorepellent activity; semaphorin receptor binding. Gene Ontology annotation, cellular component: plasma membrane.
GGGGGCGGGGGGGGGGGGGUCCCCGUCAGCCGUCGGAAGGUCGCGCCGGUCUGCCAGAGGCUUCGUCGGGGGGGGGGGGUCAGCGUGCAGCGGCGGCCGUGCGAGAUGGGCCCUCGCUUUGGUUCGGCGUGGCCGACCGCCUGCCUGGCGCUCGUCCUGGCCCUGGCCCUGCCCGCCGCCGGCAGCACGGACCAGCGAUCGCCCGUGCCCCGCCUCAAGCUCUCGUACCGCGAGCUGGUGGCCACCAACAGCACGGUGACCCUAAGCGUGCCCGCCGAUGUGUGGGACUUCCGCACUCUGCUGCUGGACGAGGACCGGGGCCGGCUCCUGGUCGGCACUCGCAACUACCUGCUGCUGCUCCAGCUGGACAACAUCAACCGCCAGCCCAGAAAGAUCUAUUGGCCGCCGUCCAAGGAGAGGGUGGAGAUAUGCAAGCUCACGGGGAAAGAUCCUCAGAGAGAAUGCGCCAACUUUGUCCGAGCGCUGCACCACUACAACAGGACGCACGUGUACGCGUGCGGCACCGGCGCCUUCUACCCGGUGUGCGCCUUCGUGCACAUGGGCUCCAGGCUUGAGGAGCCCGUGUUUAGUCUGGACGCGCAGCACAUGGAGUCUGGCCGUGGCCGAUGCCCCUAUGAUCCUCAGCAGCACACGGUCUCCCUGAUCACAGACGGCCAGCUGUUCGCCGGGCUCAACGUGGACUUCAUGGGCAAGGAGCCCACGUUCGGCCGCAGCCUGGGCCCGGGGAACUCCAUCCGCACGGAGCAGCACGAGGCCAGCUGGCUCAACGAUCCCAAGUUCGUGGCGGUGUUCGCGUUCCCCGACACGAGCAGCCGUGAGGACGACAAGGUGUACGUGUUUUUCCGCGAGACGGCCCUGGAGGCGAGCGGCGCCAAGGCCAUCUACUCCCGGGUGGCGCGCGUCUGCAAAAACGACAUGGGCGGGCAGCGCAGCCUCAUCAACAAGUGGACCACGUUCCUCAAGGCUCGGCUCGUGUGCUCCGUGCCGGGGCCCAACGGAAUCGACACUCACUUCGACGAGAUCCAGGACGUGUUUCUGCAGCCGACCAAGGACGACAGGAACCCCCUGCUCUACGCCGUGUUCAGCACCUCCAGCGCCGUGUUCCAGGGGUCGGCCGUGUGCGUGUACCACGCCGCGGACGUCCGAGCCGUCUUCAACGGGCCCUUUGCUCACAAGGAGGGACAGGAGUUCGGCUGGACGGAGUACAAGGGCAAGGUUCCGUACCCGAGGCCCGGCACGUGCCCAAGCCGCACGUACGACCCGUCGUUCCGGAGCACGCGGGAGCUGCCCGACGAGGUGGUGCACUUCGCGCGGAGCCACACGCUGAUGGCGCGUGCGGUGGCGCCGGCGCUGGGGCGCCCCGUGUUCACGCUCACCUCCGCCGAGUACGCGCUCACGCGCAUCGUGGCGCACCACGUGCAGGCCGAGGACGGGCCCUAUGACGUGCUCUUCCUGGGAACCAGUGUGGGCAGCGUCCUGAAGGUGAUCACCAUUCCUACCAAGAACCUGGCGAUGGAGGACGUCAUCCUUGAGGAGUUGAGCCUCGCCAAGGAGCCUUCUCCGGUGCUGUCCAUGGUGAUAUCUCCAAAAAGGCAACAGUUGCUCGUGGGCCUGCAGGAGGGGCUGGUGCAGCUCUCCUUCCAGCGGUGCCACGUCUACGGGAAGGCGUGCGCCGAGUGCUGCCUCUCGCGCGACCCGUACUGCGCCUGGGACGGCACCGCCUGCUCGCGAUACUUCCCCUCCAACAAGAGUUUGCGCAGGGCUCGCCGUCAGGAUGUGCGGCACGGGGACCCGACCACGCACUGCUGGGACACGCACGCAGGCGGCGAGUUUGAGGAGUCGGAGGAGAAGGUUCUAUUUGGGGUGGAGGGCAACGCCACCUUCCUGGAGUGCGUGCCCCCGUCCCGGCUUGCCGCCCUCUCUUGGUAUGUGCAGCACUCGAAAAAAGACCCACCACAGGAGCUGAAAACGGACGAGCGCAUCGUGCAGACGGCCCAGGGCCUGCUCGUGCGCGACCUCCACCGCGGCGACGCCGGCGUGUACCGGUGCCGCGCGCGCGAGAACGCCUACAGCCGCGAGGUGUCGCGCGUCGCCCUGCACGUGGUGCCCGGCGAGGGCCUCCGCGCCGACGGGGCGGCCGCGCGGGGCCCCCCGCGGGGGGCGGCCGACGACGACCGGCGCCGCCCCCCAAACGCCGCCGCCGCAGGCCUCCCGCCCUCCCUGCCGCCCGCGUUCCCCGCCGCGCCGCGCAAGGACGCGUACCUGCGCCCGCUGCCGGACGGAGGCGUGGAGGAGCUGUGCGAGCAGCUGUGGCUCAAGAGGCCCAAGCCGCGCUUCCGCGGCGCGUCGGUGGCCGGCAAGUGGAAGCACCCGCAGGACAGCGGGCGUGGCCGCAUGCGCCGCCACCCGGGCACGGGGCGGCAGGGCGCCGCCGACGUGGGGGCCCGGACGGGGCGCUAGCUGGCGCGUUCGCUCGGCUCGCUCUGCGGCCACCGCCGCCGCCGCCUCGCCCGAUGUAUUCGUAUGUAAAGUUCGCGAUGUUCCUUAACCGUCGUUGUUAUUGCACGUGGUGGGGCGGGGGGGGGGGGUGUUUCUGUUCAGAGAUUCGGAAGUAGGCGAACAGCAAUCGAAAAUCGGAAGGGCCGCGCGGGCAGUGGUGUUGCACGCGCCGCAGGUUGCAAAACGCACGCCGCCCCGGGGGUUGGGUAUGCCAGGCUCGGCACCGUGAAAACGGUGGCUCCGGCUAUGUUCUGCCCCAUCUUGGUCCGUGCUCCACAGUCAGGAAUAGCCAAUUGCCCUAAAAACGUUAGCUCAUUGAAAUGUUUUCAGUCAUAAGGCCAAGUUUGUUAACGAUCGCAGCGCUAAAAUAUUUUCACGCGGCGUUACAAACCGACAGAACCGCAUCUCUAUGUCCAGCAUUUGAACAAUCGCAUCACUGUUCCCGUCGAGUAGGAUGUUCGCCACAACCAAGAGCUUUCUUAGCGCCGAACAAGGCUUCUCCAUUUUUUCAAGAUGCAUGGCAUUUUUCAAACUUUGCUUUUCAUUGAUGCUUUUUGAGCAGAGGUAUUCGGUAUUUGAGAAAGUUAAGGGAAGAAGGGCAUCUUGACCUUCGGACAUAAUAUCUGCGUACAAGGACGUGGCCAAGCAGAUGACUUUUACGGUUAAAGGCUGGAUGCUUUCAGGGUUGUUCAAAAGUGAAUGUUUGCAUCGUGUUUGUCCCAAUUACGUAUGGUACUUCAGUGGCGUGGACCUUUGAGAUAUGCUAUACUUGGAAUGUGCUUAUUUAAAUAAAACGGAUGAUAAUGAUGGUUGUGAAGCUAUGUUGAGUAAAUUGAGUGGUUCAUGAAGCCCCUUUUGAAUAAGGCAGGUUUGCUUAUAAGUCACUUAAUUGGCAUUGGGGAAAUCGAAUAAUUGUGUGGCGUCGAGUAAAGGUGCCACCGUGAUAGAUUUAGACACAGCUUACAAUUAGAGGUGUGACUUUCAUUAAGGGGUAGGUUUUCAAAUAUAAUUGUUAUGGUACUUGCAAUCAGUGCAGUUCUAAACGCAACCAAGCGUCGACUGUGAUAUUUCGCAUAUGUAUCUAGUGUCACACCACGAUUCAACUUUCAUCAAAUCAAGUGGAAUUCGCCCCGACCUCGUCAGACUGUGGAAGCUAAGUAGGGUUGAGCGUGGAUCGUGCUUGGAUGGGCGUCCAGCACAGGCUCGCUGUGGGGCCAAGUAUUCAGUGGAGGGCAGAGUAUUAAAAAAAAAUGCAUUGUUGUAUGGUACUAUCGCGUCCACGUCUGUGCUGCCUGCCUUCACCAACCCGCCUUGACCAACGUCGUGACGUGUGAUCACGUAGCCACCAGGCGUGAGCAGGGGCCCAUCAUCCAGCGGUGGACAGGUAAAAGGGCCGCGUCGUCGACAAGUUUCGGUCGAUGCGAUUGGCUGCGGGAAAUGGAGCCCGGUGUGUGAUGAACGCGCAGUCCGAAAGGGGAAAAGAAAGUAAUGUAACCCAAUUAUCCCUUCGUACUGUGGGUAUAAUUAUUGUUUGUAAUAUCGUAUUGUCGUAGAGUUGAGUGUUGGCAUGUAAUUGUUUCCCACUAUGUUCCACUGGCACCUGGUGGAGUGUUGAGUGACCUCUUUCCGUGAAAAGGCCCCUUUAUAUAUUGUUUCCCUCGUAUUUCACCUUGCUGCCCUGCCUCAAGAGUGACCGUGUAACAUGAGGUGGAAUAGUUGUGCGUAAUUAGGCGGUCAGCAAAAAAAAUGUUUUAAGAUUUUUUUUAGAUUUUUCCUAACGUGCAUUAAAUACAGCGCCAUUUAUUCCCGAGUUGAAUUCGCAGCCGUGUGUGUGGAGAUAUUGCAGUGGGUAUCGCGCUGCGCGAUGAACCCAGUGGCCUGAGUUAGACUUUCUUUCCACUGGCUGAAAUUAGUGGCAAGUGGUGUCUGAUCUGGUUCUGAGCCUCCUCUAGGUUGACUCAGCCGCUAAAUAACUACUUGGUCUAGUGUAGGUGGCCGGGCGUGUGCUAUCGGUGCAAUCCAGUAUACAGUAUGUACAGAGCAGUGAAACCCUUCGUGUUAGAGAGAAGCAGAUCCCACAGAGCUACCUCUGAAAUCAUUCGAGUGAAUUCUGGCUGGCACAGUAGGGGGCAGCCCUUGUUCAGCCACUGAGAGCAAUGUUCAGAGAAUGACAGUCAAAACGAAAUGUUUUAAUUUCUUGAGCUGGAAUUUCGCCAAAUUAAGUACAAAACUAAACUUGGUCACCAGGCUGAAACCAAUAAACUCACUAAACUAGAGGAUCAUGUUUAAUCACAGGUGACUUUAUGGAUUCAAACCCAGGAUCUCAGUGGUUGCAGCUAAAUGCUCUCUGAUCUCUUAAGCCACCCAGCCAGUCUUGAUAGGUGCUUGCCAACAGUCCACAAAGCUAUAAGAGGAGCCUCACCUCUGUGUGUGUGUGCGCGUGUGUAGAUUAUUGGUAAUUGCUCCCUGCUUGGAAUAACGUUUCUGCAAAUUAGGAUGUGUGCUUUCCUCUCCGUCUCGUCCUUUGCUUUGGUAAGACACAAUGGCAGCUUGUGCCGCAUUCUGCUUGACAUGCAGCACAUUGGUAAUGGAGCUGAAAGGACAUUGCCUAAUCUCCCCCAUCUUCAUUGAAUGGAAAUGUUUAGUGAUCUCACCACACACGACCAAAUGCUGGCGAUCAUUGCACUUUGUUCCAGUCUGGCUGAUAGAGACUCACUGAUUGUGCUUUAACAGUUGGAUGCGGUCAAUUUAAAUGUUCCACACCUGGUGAAUUUGAGGACAUUGCCUGAUACUGACUGCUAUGGACGACGUCUGGUUUUCAUAAGCUCGUAGCUGGCGGGUAAAAAGUAAAAAAAAAUAUUUGAAAUGAAAAAUAAAUACGUGGCGGUGCUGGAAGGGUUUUGUGAAAGAAGCAAAAUGUGUACGUUAUCUCUCCGAAUGUCUUAAAUCAAGAGAGCGCAACGUGAUCAGCAGCGGAGCGCAUGGUGUCGACUGACACGCGUAAGGGCACGCGGUUCAUCGCCCUGAUCAGUCGACCACGUGCUCUGCAAGUGGUGACCUCGCGUGGCCCUUGUCCGAUUCACCAAUGAAAUCUGUCGACCGCGUGCAGUGCUAUCGGUCACCGUCCUCGCGCGGUACGCCUCUUCGCGUUCUUUUCGAGCAUUCAAACACAGGCGUGGUUGACAAUCCUCGAGCCGGCGAAUAGGUUUGAGGAGGGGGAGGGCGGCUGAGCCCCUUGCCAGCACGUGUGGUCUGCCGCCUGAUCACUUGUAUUUCGACGAUACGUUGUCGCUCUUGCACGGUGGUUGCGGGAGACGCGGCCCGCUUUUUAGUUUAGUUUUGUCUGUAUCCGCACUCCACGCCGACAGAAUCGCAUCAUACGACCCGCGAGCAGGCAAUUCACGCUGCAGACGACGCUCGGUUCAGCCGCCACGCGGCGAAGUCACAUCCUGGCAAUCUUUGCGGAUAUCGGGUAAAAGAGCAGAUAAGGUGUUGGCGGGCGACGUAAUUAAGUGACACUUUUUUAAUGGGCAACAAUUGAUUUAAACGCACCCAAUUACAAUGUAAAAGCAAUAGUCGUUAUUAGAUUACACGCGUGUAUAAGUGAUAGUUUGAUCAUUAUUUUUGUAGCGUCUGCGAUGCCAUUGCCAGAUGUCGCGGUUUUGCCGAUUGCAAUGGUGUACACGGAGAAAUCUUCACGUGAUUAUCAGUUUUAGACGUCGCGUCUCGAUUCUCUCACAGACGAUGGUGCUUCUAGCAUGCUACACGGUUAAGCACCGUCUCUCUUCCAUCAUUGUUAGUCCAGGGACAUGAUUAUUGUGACGUCGCGCAGCUUGUAUUUCUCUUGCCCCGUUAUUGUGUGUGUGUGUACUUGACGUAGCAUUUGCAAUGCGGCCGUUUCAAAACGGGAUUAUGGUUAUGUCUUUGAACUAUAAAACAAUACUUCUAUUUGACGGUGUACAACGGUGUUUUUUGUAUUCCUUCUGAAAUUACAAUUCAUUAGACACGCAGUCACAUUAAUAGCUUACAGAGACGAAGAACGUCACAGCAAAUGUUGAAUCGAGUGUCACGCGUGUGAAGGUUGAACACGUGAUUUUGUUUAACACACCUACACGUUGCGAGACCGUUUAAAUUGCAUUUUUCUCAAACAAAAAUGUCUUAAGUUUCUUGACAUUGCUCUUGUUUUUCCUCCCUAUUCGUCAGUCCAGUCCACUCUCGCUUAUCUGGGCUUCUCGGAUGGAGAGACGGCCCAGAUGUGUGCAAAAGAGCUUCACAGCUCAUCGGAUUCCUCAAGUAGAAAUACAUUUUCUGAUAAGCAAACACCACGAAAAACAAAGCAUCAGCAGAUUAAGCCAUGGUACCCGUAAUUAUUGUGUACCAACUCAACUCGGAGUCGAGACGUUGAACGACAUCCGUUUUCUUUCUUAGAGUAACCGAUCACCGAGUCAUGAUUGAGGAGCGGCCAACAUUAUCGCCAGCAGCGUGCGCUACCCCCCCCCCCCCAAAAAAAAAUAAGCCACGGAUGAGCAAGGGUACACAACAUUUCUCGAAUUUCCUUUACUUUUUUUCACGACCCGGAUAAUCCACGCGCGGAUAAUCGAGAGCCGACUGGAUAUUGGAAUUCAACUGCUUCGUGACGCUUGCUACCCGUCACAGGAGUGAGAGAAAGAAGAGAGAGAGACAGAGAGAGAUCGGUCGGCACGUACAGACGGAAGCGCCAGACAGAGGUGCCACGUGGCCACUUGCAUUCCCGUGUGUGACCAGAGCACAAUUUUAAAUCGAACGAAGCGGCGCUCACGACAACGUUUUUUUCCCCCGUCGUUUGUCGCGACACGCUUGAGAGUUCAGACUCGGGGCGAUUGCGAGCGCCACAAUUCGCCUGGACGGGUUCUCUGCCCAUGUUUAUAUGCCGGGGGGCGGGCGGGUUGGGGGGAGUCUGUCUUAAGUGGUGUGAAAUUUCGGAUUGAACAUUUGCGCUCACCCAACGUGUUGGCUUUGGAACGGCGAUGAUUUUGUGACUCGUAACUUCUCCUCGUGUCACACGUGUGCUUCAACCUGAAUGUUCCCGAUAAUGGUUUGAUGUAAUUUCCCCCGCGCCGCCCCGCACCCCGAAGGUUCUGUGUGUUUGUGGUGGUAAAAAAAAAAACAAAGAAAAUGUCCUGCGGGGAAAGAGAAA